CAGAAACUAGACUCCAGUUUUCUCACCCUGACAGUGUUUUUGGCAGCAGGACAGAUUAUUGUAAUAAAUAGUGCUUUUUAAAGUUGAACAUGCUAUGACCACACGAGCUGAUGGUGGGAGUUAAACUGAUGAACAUGUGGACAAGGGAAGAGACAAGAGAGUCUCGUAUGGAUCAAGAAAGGGUAACACAGCCCCUCAAGAAAAUAUCUCAUUCGAUUGAAGAAAUUCUUAGAAAACCUGCAUUUAUCAGAAGUGAGGGGAACGUUUUGCGAAAUUGGUCCGUCAUAAAAGAAACCAGCCAAGUGAACAACUCAUGUUCAGAAGCUCCACAAAUUAGACUCGAAGAGUCAGCAAAACCUUCCACAGACUGCAAGAUUCAGAAGAGGAAGAGGCAAACCAGGGUCACGUUCACACCGUUUCAGGUGCACAAGCUGGAGGCGGUUUUCAUGCAGACUCACUACCCAGACAUCAACACCAGAGAUGAGUUAGCCUCUCUGCUGCAGCUCACCGAGGGACGAAUACAGAUCUGGUUCCAGAACCGCAGAGCUAAAUGGAGGAAAGCUGAAACACUGAAGGAAAUGGAGCUGAUGAGCAGGCCGCACUUAUCUUCAGCCAAUAAUCACCUGCUUUCUUAUGAGGCAGUGCCCUGGCUGCCAUGCUGCGUACCAGAACCUCUUCAGUCGAGGCUUUUCUUCAGAUCCACGCCAUCACAGGCGCUGCUGACCAACACACAUUCCUCAAGUCACAGGACUCUCUGUUUUGACACAUUGGGGACAGAACGAUAG
Nematolebias whitei (Rio pearlfish) is the source of this 785-nucleotide messenger RNA. RefSeq names its product intestine-specific homeobox-like. Gene Ontology annotation, biological process: regulation of transcription by RNA polymerase II. The coding region runs from base 111 to 785 and encodes 224 amino acids. The record is from RefSeq and is a predicted model, not a curated record. The transcript is spliced from 5 exons. Gene Ontology annotation, molecular function: DNA-binding transcription factor activity, RNA polymerase II-specific; RNA polymerase II transcription regulatory region sequence-specific DNA binding. NCBI's taxonomy places the organism in Eukaryota, Metazoa, Chordata, Actinopteri, Cyprinodontiformes, Rivulidae.